AUGGCUACAGAAGCCCCUGCUACGAAUGGCACCACAAACGGCGACUACCAAGCCUUGUGGGCGAACAAAUACCGUGGUGCGACCGUGGAAGAUCUCGACCCACCUCCCGCUCUCUCCGUCAAGCCUACUGAUCCGAUCUCAUGGGCUCUCAUGAGCGGGCUCGAGCGCGACUACACCCAUCUCACCGUCACAUCGCAGGAAACCCGCGCACUGUUGGGUUACAUCAGCAUCCCGCGCCUGCAGGAGCUGCUAAAGGAAGGCAAGGUCAAAGACAGCGAUCCGGUCCAAGAGGCCAUGCACAAGUUCCAGCGACGUGGUAGGAGGUACAAGGUCAUCACCACGGAGACACCGCUGGAGGAGCUGGACGAGUUCUUCAAUGGCGGGGUUGACGGAAUCGGCAAACAGGACUUCGCGGUGGUGACGGAUGCCAGCCGGAAGUUCGUGCUGGGUGUUGCCACGAAGGAGGAUUUGGAAACUUUCAUGAAGAGGAGAGCUUGA
Messenger RNA from Parastagonospora nodorum SN15, 498 nucleotides. RefSeq lists its product as hypothetical. The record is from RefSeq and is a predicted model, not a curated record. Bases 1 to 498 code for a protein of 165 amino acids. NCBI's taxonomy places the organism in Eukaryota, Fungi, Ascomycota, Dothideomycetes, Pleosporales, Phaeosphaeriaceae. The transcript has 2 exons.